This is a messenger RNA of Schizophyllum commune H4-8, 2310 nucleotides long. RefSeq lists its product as uncharacterized. Bases 1 to 2271 code for a protein of 756 amino acids. The record is from RefSeq and is a predicted model, not a curated record. NCBI's taxonomy places the organism in Eukaryota, Fungi, Basidiomycota, Agaricomycetes, Agaricales, Schizophyllaceae. The transcript has 4 exons.
AUGGCAUCCGGCAGCGACACGCCUGAGCUCGGAGGCGAGCCAUCUCGGCCUCCCCUGCAGACUCCUCAGCCUCCUCAGAACCCUCAAUAUGACUUUUCUUACUUGUAUCGGGAGACUCCCAAGCAGCAGACCCCCGAUGAACGGGCUCCAAAUCUCAGGGAGAAGAUCUUUGCCGUCAUCGGAUAUGCAUCAUGCCUGCUCACAGGCAUGAUGCACGUUGAGUAUAUCCUACAAGCCUUCCACGUCGUUCCAAGGUCUCUGCAUAAUACACACUGGGAAGAGUAUAGCUGCUUUCGGGAUGCCAUCGGCAUCGUCGGCGUUGACGGUAAACGGGUUCUCAAUCUGAACAACAGCAGAAACGUGGACAUGGCCAGCAGCGGCUUACACAAGUUCUUCGAUGGCCCAUCUGUGCUCAAGGACAAACUCGGCCAAGGGGAAUUCGCUCUUCUUCCCGCGAAUUUGGAACAGGAGGUCGACUAUAUCACAGCGCCCGAAAAUCAAGGAAAGGAUUACGAAGAGCUUUACCCCGAUGUGGCCCACAAGCUCGCCGUAUACGGAUUCUCCAACAAGCACAAGUUCUCUUGGGGGCGGUAUCCGAGCCCCGAUCGCACGUACGAACACUUAGAUCCGGAGAAGCGGACGCUACUCGAGGACUACGUGGAUUCGUUGCUGGCCAAGAUUGAUAUACACGGCUUGAAGGAAUCUAUGAAGCGGAAGGGCGUAUACAUCGGUUCUUUCGCUCCACCGCCCACCAGUGACGCCGAUCCAACCAUCCAUAUUCUGCGUGCUGGCCGUAACUACACGGUAGUCAGUCACAUCAACCCGGUCUUCGCGAUUUACGACUACCUCCUCAAGAUGAAGUUCCGAGUAUAUGACAAGGCGAGCGAUCCCUCUUACAUCAAGGAUAUUCCCCCCGAAGACGUCGACUACUUCCGAAAUGUUAUGUGGCCUAAACUCCAGCACUGGGUGAUUCCGCGGGACGACGCACAUAGACUCGCCAUCGCGCAGAGCAAGAGGCAACACCCCAUGAAGCUUCGGAAGACGACCAAGAAGGCCGCGACCGCCGGCGCUGGCACCGGUGGCGCUCCUGCCCCCCGUAUGGCGCCUCCCCUCGCUCAGCGCGCAGUCACGCACGACGGUUUGGUCCCGACUUCGCCACUCACGCCACUCUCAUCCUCGCCGACUCCCGCGGAACGUACUACGACGCAUUCUCCGGCAGCUGGGGCACAGUCGUCGAUCAUGGGAACUCUUACUUCAGCAGCGAUGACUCCGUCUUCCCCGGUGGACGACCCCGAGGGCGAUGCAGCUUCGUUCGAUCCAGGACAGCCAAUGACAGUCCGAAUCACCUCGUCUAAUCCCUGCUACUCGGACCCUCCCGACUACGACUUCGACGACGGCGCCCCGGAAGACGACGCCCUCGGGGACCUCGAGGAAGAUGAGCACUCCGAUGACGAGGGCAACGAGCCCGAAGACUAUGAGAAUUUCUUUGACGAAGAAGUGCCGUCUGCUUCUACUCCGACCGCGUCUGCGGGUAGCACACACGAGGAAACAACGCCGACGCCUGCUCAGAUUUCCCGCGAGCUCAGCACCGCCUCUGUGACUGAAGCCUUAGCCGACUUCGCUCUCUCGGGGGACCCACUCAAUGCGAACACGCCUCAGCCAGAUCCCGCGCAUGAACCCCCGGUUACGUCUACCUCGUCGAUCUCAGGUUCCACUCCACCUGACGAGGAGGAACCUUCGAAGGAUGUACAUCAGGGUGAUACGGUGUCCGCUGCUCCGCCCAUGACCGCGAUGACUCCUCAAGCUACUCAGGCUACGUCUACACCCGGCAACAAUUCGUCUCAAGACGCGCCUCCGCCGCCCGACACCACCGGCGGUCCUGAGAUUCAGAAGCGGCCAGCGACGCGCAGGCGCACACGGGCAGCCGCUCGCGCCAGCCCAACACAGAAUGCGAAUGCGACGGCAGCCGUCCAGCCACCCGCGGCGUCUACCAGUACCAGUGCGCCCUCCGAUCCGCCCGCUCGAAACUUGCGCUCUCGCGGGAAGCAGACCAAGCGUGAACGCGACGAUGAUGAGGAAGAUGACGGCGACGACGCACCCGAGCCUCCCAAGGCAAAGAGGGCGAGGAAGACUAAGCCGAAGCCGAAGACGAAGGAUAUGGCGCCUGUUAAGAACAAGGGCAAGAAGAAGGAUGAUCCUGACCCCUCCGACGACGACGAAGGGCCGCAGGCAGGGCCUUCAAAGAAGGGUAAGGGUAAGGGCCGGGCCUAGUAAUAUCGCACCAAUUCGUUCCUUUCUUUCUCCCACUCC